Molecule: messenger RNA, 5028 nt
Organism: Branchiostoma belcheri (Belcher's lancelet)
Lineage: Eukaryota; Metazoa; Chordata; Leptocardii; Amphioxiformes; Branchiostomatidae
Product: leucine-rich repeat and immunoglobulin-like domain-containing nogo receptor-interacting protein 2
Exons: 5
Coding region: 459-3506 (1015 amino acids)
Cellular component (GO): plasma membrane
Molecular function (GO): protein binding
Source: RefSeq, a predicted model, not a curated record
UGUUGGAAAGCUGUGCUCUGUCGACCAAUCCCUGCUCAGCACCGGCAGCCACCUGCAGGGCAUCUGCGUUUCACAGCACCUAUCUUACUCAGCCUUUGCUACACUGUGGGGAUGAACCAGUCCUCGGCUCGCCACACGGAGGAUUGCUACGACUGGGGAGCUGCAGCUGCUUGAUGGUGCGGGGAUCCAUCCCCCGACCUGUAGCUGUUUUGUAUGGAAGGUGUGUAGGGAUCAUCACCUGGGACCAUGUAGCAUUUCCUACGACAAGUGAAGAUGAUGGGCCGGAUCGCUAUGGUGUGACAGUCUGAGGUUGGCUACAGCUCAGGAAACUGUGGCUGAGAUUUGGGGACGUUUGAUAUUUAAGAGACUGUCGGAUGAUGGUAUUCCCUGGAAUGCCUGAUCAAUGAAGAGGUACAGGUAAAAGCUCAACACUGAAGAAACGCGACAUUAACGACUGGAUGUGGAUCAAAAUGGCCACCUCACACGGCAUUGCUCUGGUCUCUGCAGUCCUGGCUACCCUACUGAUGACUGCAGGUGCCUCGUGUCCUGAGAGGUGUCGCUGUAUAUCCGGAGGGGUGUACUGUAACGAGGGGAACAUGCAGCCCCUGCCCAAGAGCUUCCCCAUCAGCACGCACACCCUGUAUCUGGUCGGCUACAACCUCUCCAGCAUACUGAAGGACCAGUUCACCAACCUGCCACUCUUAGACAAUCUAAACCUCAAAGGGAACCACAUCUCCAACCUCGCGCCACAGGCUUUCGCAGGUUUGCCCAUCCUACAGGAGCUGAUCUUAUCAGACAACGAACUUGUCGUCAUCCCUCGGAAAUCACUCGUAGGACUACGCAACUUGGAAAGGCUGUUUCUUAGCAACAACUCAAUCAUCGCCCUUAAUGGACAGGCGUUCCGUGACCUCUCCAGCCUGAGAAUCUUAAAACUGGACAGGAAUGAAAUAGUCUUUAUCUUUGGCAGCGCCAUGAAAGGUCUGGAAAGUUUGGAAAUGCUCGAUCUCUCGAGCAACCAGCUUGAGGUUGUGCCAGCCGAAUGUCUCCAUAACCUGAAGCAGCUGCGUGAACUCAACCUACAGAAUAACAAGAUCCUGGCGCUGAACGACGACGGUUUCAGCAGUCUGGGCAGGCUGGUCCGCCUGUACCUCGACGGCAACCGCAUCAGAUAUGUCUCCUCAAAGGCGUUCAAUAAGUUGGACUCUAUCCGCGAACUGACAUUAAGAAACAACCUCAUCACGGUUGUUCCUGGACAGGCUAUCGGACUGGCCAAGACGUUAGAGAUUUUGCGCCUCGCAGGAAACCCCCUCAACAUGUCCGACCUGAGCUCCCUGAGAGCCGCUCCGACCAUCCUCGAGCUGGACCUGGCAAAUAUCGGACGCCUAUCCAAACGGGCACUGCUACCUCUGGAGAAUCUAACUAACCUUAAUAUCAGUAACUGCUCGCUGACCAGUGUGCCCAUCCUGCGGCACCUGGUGACCAUGCAGGUGCUGGACCUGUCCUGGAACAACAUCACCGUCCUGCCACCUGAAGCCUUCAGCACUAUGACUGAACUAACGCACCUGCGGCUCAGCAACCUCAACCUCAGCUCUGUAGAACCCAACGCCUUUGCAGGGUUGAUAUCACUACAACACUUGUCCCUUGAAAACAACCAGCUGAUGACCUUACCAAGGGACGUCUUCUUACCCCUCAAGAACCUGGAACUGCUGGACCUGUACAACAAUCCCUGGUCAUGUGACUGCCGACUACUCUGGCUAAUACAGUGGGCCCGGUUCAAGAAAUUUUUCUUCCCCACUUUCCUGUACAUGAAGUGCUCCACCCCGGCAAAUUUCAAGGUGAUGAAGUUGUCCCUCGCUGAAGUUGAUAUAAAAAAUCUGUCCUGCAUCUCUCCAAGGAUAGUGAGCUCUUCCAACGACCUCUAUCUUAGUGAGGGAGAUCCAGCCUUCUUCAACUGUGAAGUGUCGGGGUUCCCCCUUCCUGACGUGGAAUGGUUGGGUCCAGGAGGCAAGCCAAUUAAACACACUGGGGAUGGGAGGCGCUUCCCCUCAAAAGAAGGAACUCUGGAGAUAUUCAAUGUGUCAAGGAAAGAUGCAGGCCAGUAUGUCUGCUGGGCAGGAAAUGGAGGUGGGAAUGCCACCCGAUCUUUCAACCUCACAGUCACCGCGUCCACAAAACCUCGCUCAUCUACCAUGAGUAACACGGCAUCAACAUCUUCUGGUACGACAAGAGGGACUACCUCAACUGCAGAGGGCGCUACACAGGGCUUUGGGAUCCUGGGGAACCGUGUCUCCAUGGCCAUUCUGAUCGGCACAAACGCCGCUGCCUUCCUUGCUGGAAUGCUUCUCGUCACCCUGAUUGUGCUGAUCUACCUGUUCUGGUGCAAGAAGAAGACCAAGAAGAAGCCAGUCGAGACUGCUGUGGACAAACCCAACAGGAGCAGUCGUCCAAAUGACUACCAGCCAGACGCCAGUACCCAGACCACGCGGGUCCAGGAGGUACGGCCGCUGGGACAGCAGCCGGAGCAGCGCCCCCUGCCCGAGCAGCCCUCCGAGCCAAAGUGUCCGGAGCGUGUGUACGAAGCCAUCCCAGAGGUCGACCUAGACUCUGACGGCUCCCAGUAUCACACCCCUCUGAAGCAUCCGUCAGAGUACCAGCCAGAAGUGGUCGCCAUCAAGCCAUAUAGCAAAGACGACAGGCCUGAGCAGACCCUAAGUCCUGGUGUGGCUGAAUCUGACACAACCAGCAACAGAAGAUCCAACACCUUUCCUGACUUCCAAGACAUCCACUCACCCCAGGCAGCGGCCACGCCGACUCCCUUAGAGGGCCCAGCCAAGUCUGUCUCCUUCAGCACCAAGCCUGAGGGUGGAGGCACCUUCUCUGAUGCUAAGCCUCUGCCAGAUGUGACGGCAGACACUCCUGCACCUGCACGGGGCCACCCUAACCUGAAGAAGUCCACCAGCCGCCCGUUAUGUGUGGAACAGUCCAAGGCACCACACGUUGGGUCCAGCUCUGUUCCAAAUAUCCACAGUGGGAAGCAGCUGGUGGCAUUCCUGGACGGGUCCACACCUGGAGGGCUGUCCAGCACCAAGGACAGCGGUCACCACAACCAUCACAACAACAAGUCUGCUCCAGGUAUAUACCAGCCCCUCAUUAGUCAGAACUCUGAUCUGGGGCCCGCUACAAACGGCACGGCCCGACCUGCAAACCAGGAUCCCUCCUCUGGCCCAUUGACCUCCAACCCUUACAGGCCGACGGAACAGGCACCAACUCGCGGCAAGUCAAACCAGACAUACAACCCUCCUGAACCUGUGCCAAACACGGAGAAUGACAACAGCGAAGACUACAGUAUGGAAAACAUAAAAGAGCCAAAAUACUAUGAGUUGGAAGGGCCUGACUCUCCAUAUGACUUUGAGGAUGGGGGCACUGAAGGUAAUGGAAAGGGGAAGGAAGUGUACUUAGAGUCCAAUCCACCAGCCUUGGAACAGGUGGGGUCAACAGUAGUGUAACUAGAUCUGUAUUGAUGAAACCACAACAGUACAGUAAGAAUUGUAAAUCAAGAACAGACAGCUUUCUCUGGUAAGACAGAUUAGACCAUGCAUAUCAACUUUAAUGAUCCACUCAACUUCUACCAAACAAUUGAUGUGCCAUUGUAAUCUACUUGGCACUACAUGUAUAUGGUACAUUUUGUAUCACAUGAGGACCUACAGAACUCAGAUUGAAGCGUUAUCUUGCAUGUACAAUGUGAGACUGACACUUUGAUCAGAUUGAUAGGAUUUGAAUAUAUCUCUACAUGUUGUAUGGGAAUUCCUGUGCAGUGGGUGUGUAGUUCCUACUGUGAGGAUCUCAGUAUAGCAGGUCCUGUGCCAAAACAAAAAGUCUUAUAUUUGCUGGAACUUGGUGAUAAUGUUGUACAAAAGUCACACUAUGGGAGAAAACAAUGGAACAUUUUCAUGCGGCUAAUGAAUCUGGUCGUUUUGUUGUAAAUGUUUUUCUGUUUGGCGCUUGUUUAAAGCAAUGUCUUUGUUGCUUGUUGUAUAUUGAUUGUGUUCAUGAGAAAUGAUUCUUGCUGUGAAAAAAGAUAUCAGUAGAAAUAAUUACAGUCGAUGAUAGCACCAAAUGGUAUCAAACAUAUUCAUAAUGACUUAGUCUUGGUACAACAAACAUCACAUCGAACUGCCCUCUUGGCAACCAAGGCAACUGAACAGUCAUCUUGGUAACCAUGGAGAUUCAGCAGCCAUCUUGGUAACUACGGAGACUGGGCCAAGCUCUCAGCAUUCUUGUGCAUGAAUGUGUAUGUAUCAAGUCAGUCCAAAAAUGUGAGGAGUCAAAACUGUUCCAAAUGGGCAUGUGGUGAAGUUUAAGACUGUAAGUAAUCAUAUGUGUUUACCAAUACUUGAAUAGCAAAGGAGUAUAGGAGGUGUAUCAUUGGUCUUAGCAUUGGUCACUUGUGGGAAUGAAGAUGGUGCCUAAAAACAAGGGUUUGAUCUACGUUUCUAAGCAAAGUGUGUUGCAGAACUUCCAGUAUGUAGAAUUUCCAGUAGUGUUCAAUUUCUGUAAAUAACAUGCCUAAAAACAGAGAAACAACAAAACUUGUUAAGGAUAGAAAAUGCCAGACAUAGAAGUCAGCCAUAGGAGAUAGCCACGUGAUUAUGGCAAUACUUGAUCUACCGUGUACCAUAACUAAUGUUAUCAUGUUGCCAAGAUAUAUCUGUGACAUCAAGGCAAUCUAUCAUUGACAUUAUCACAAACAGCAUGAACAAUUUUAGACAGCCUUGUAGAUACACAGAAUCACAAAGGUUACAAUACUUAAGGCAGACCUCUCACACUGGCAAUGCUAACUUGUCCACACUGUAAUGCCUGUACUGUCAAGCCUUCCCAACACUUCUCUAUGUAAAUACAUAUAAGCAAGGAGCUUACUGGUUGUGAUGAUGCAGUUCUGUAAAUAAAUGUUGUGACUGUUUAAGGCUGACUACUGAAAUUUAUUGCUUGUAAGUUUCUGACUCUGCUACACACUCACAGUUACCAAUA